GAUCAGCCUGUUACACCAUACUGCACAACCUUUAAAACUCAUCAAAGAAAUGAUAUCCCAGAGAGAAGCAGAGAGUGAAAUCAUACUAAAUAAAGAGCAAAACAGAUGUCUGAUCAGCAACGAUGACAAAGAAGAGACUGAAGAUCUUAAUCGAGGAGAGUGGCUGAACCUGAGCCUAGGUAGCAUUUCGGCGGAAGGACAGAUGGACUCACAGGCAAGACCAGCUUCCGGCAAGGUUUUCUCCUGUAACUUCUGCAUGAGGAAGUUCUUCAGCUCGCAGGCAUUAGGGGGUCACCAGAACGCCCACAAGAGAGAAAGAGGUGCAGCAAGAAGAUAUCAGUCCCAAAGACUGAUGUCGAUGAUGGGUUUUCCCUUCACUACUUCUACGGCCAGAUCACUCAGCGUUCAACCCCACUCACUCGUGCACAAGCCAAGCAGAGAAGAAAAUUCACCUGUAGCAAGAUUUAGUGAUGCCAACGCAAGGUUUAGCUCGAUGCCUUUCACACUGGAUGAUGUAAUGGAUUCUAUGUGGCCAGGCAGCUUCCGCUUGGAUCCACAAGUAUUAAAGCCACAAUCAGAGCCAUCCAAGCUUGACUUGAACCUUCGACUCUGAUCCACCCGUCCCGCUACCCUAGUUUGGAACUUUCUUUUAUGAAAUCUAUCUUCGAAGAGGUGUUAACUAUUUCAUCUAUCAAGUACAUAACUAGCGUAGGUUAGAGGCCUCCUCUGUUUAUCUACCCAAUGAACCUACGAAAGAUAGAUACUGAGAAGUUCCUACUGUUUUAAGGAUGUUAUAAUAUCAAAGUUAUUUCCUAUUCA
This is a messenger RNA of Pyrus x bretschneideri (Chinese white pear), 819 nucleotides long. RefSeq names its product zinc finger protein 7. Lineage: Eukaryota; Viridiplantae; Streptophyta; Magnoliopsida; Rosales; Rosaceae. The transcript has a single exon. The record is from RefSeq and is a predicted model, not a curated record. Bases 50 to 613 code for a protein of 187 amino acids.